UCUUGUUUUCUCUUCUCCCUCUCCUCUUGAUCCCUUUUGUUUCUUUCCUCCUUCUUUCACCUCUUAGUACCAUUAUUAGUAUUAUCAAUUAUUGAGUUACAUUAGCCUUUAGGUGCUGAAGUCAGGAUUGGGAUCACGUUUUGCUAGGCACAUUAUACAAAAACAUAGUAGCUGUCCCUGCUCCAAAGAGCCUACAACUUGACCAGACAAGAUAAACAAAGGGUGGGAGGGGAAACAGAGGCAGAGUGAGGUGUAAUGACUUGCCCAAGGUGGCACAAAGCAGGUGAGGACGAUAGCCAGGAAUAGAAAAUGGGUCCAGAGCCCCACCCCAGUACCCUGUCCAGUAGACCACCCACCUCACAUCCUUUCACCUCUUUCUGCUUUCUAUUUUUUGCGUUCCUCAUCCAUUUGUUCUUUUCCAUCUUAAAUGCACUCUGAGUCUGAGUGACUUUUCAGAGUGCAUUUUGGGACAGUUCUGUAGCCAUAAACAUUUCUCUUCUGAUACCAUUUACACUGAUGCAGCAUCACUGAUUUCAGUGGACUUUCUCCUGACUUAUACAGGAAUAUGUGAAAUCACAAUUAGGCCCACUGGCUUCACAUACCAGAAGAAUACAUGUACGGUCAGGUUAGGCACCAAAAUAUAUAUUUUAAAAAAUGAAUGUAGACAGGGAAAAGGCAAUAUUUGGUGCAUUUGUGUUGUAAUUUACAUGCUGCACAAAUCCAACUCAGGAAUACUAUAGAGGUAAAAGAUACAUCUCCUAUUAGUUCUUAAAGGACCACAUCAGCUAUUCUACUGGGCCCAGUAGUCUGAAAAUUUGAAAGGUAAGCAGCGCUUUUCACCAUGAUGAGUAGCCUAUUUGAAAAUAUAGUUUCUAAAUAGACUUGACGUAUCUAAGGCUCCUGCUAGCCAGGGUCAUCUUGCUAUGAUGACUCUGCAGGGUAAAAGCAGGAAGCUGAUGUAUAUGCUGUUCAAUCAGUACUGAAAGCAAGUUGGAAAUUGGCUUGCAAUGGCAGAAACAACAUAAAGUAGCAGUAGUCCCCUUCUUUCCCAAGCAAUUUUUUUUUAACUUUGAAACUGACAAAAUUAUGUUUUGCUUAAACUUUUAAAUUUAAAAUUUUCCUAAUUCUCAAAUAUUUUAGUUUGUUCCCAGGGAAAAGUGCUUCUUAUCUUUCAAACUUUUAGAUUGAGAGGUUUGACAUAAUGGCAUACGUGGCAUCCCUAACUUAGAAAAUCCACUCUCCUAAAUCACAGGCUUUUUUUCCUCCAGUAGUUAAUUAAAAAUUAGAUGAACUGCCUUCUUGCUCAGGGCAAAUAUUGGAUUCUUGGACGGUAACGUAUGGAUUAAACUUUGUUCCUUCAUACAUUUUAUUAUUCUGUAGGGGCGGCAUCAUAGUUGUCCGAGCAUAAGUGGUUACCCACACAAAAUGACCCUGCUAGGGAUUUAAGUACACAGUGCAGAAAAUUCAAAAGUUACAGUUUCCAGAGCAUUUGUUAACUUGUCCUUUUUUGCACACACACUCGUUAAUAUUCCUGUGCGUGUUGAUGAUUUAUGCCCAUCAUGGUCAACAUACCCCCUUUGUCCAGGACAUACACGCAUGUUGGGUGAUUCACCUGCACGCACCCACAUUCUCUCAUCACCUGCAAUUCAAGCUCACGCAGCCGCUCUUCUUUAAGUGCUUGUUGAUUUCUCCUUCCCUCUCUUUUUCUGGGUGCAGCACUCUCCUUGGCUUUGCCUGAGAAUCCUGGCCUCCGAGGGUCCUGCUUUUGCCUGAGAGUAAGAGCAGGAAGCAAGCACUAUCUCCCCCAUUUAUGAAUGUAGUAUAAAUCCUUACUGCUCUUACUCAGGCAAACGGGUUCCUUCAGGUACUGGUAAGGGGAGUCUGUAGCAAGUACUGUGUUCCAGAUCACAUGGAAAGUAAGAACUCUAACCAGUAGCUCUGUUGCUUUUCUCCUCUGAUAGUCUUUUUUUUUUUUUUUCCCUCCCCAUGCACCAAUUGGACUCAUGUUCUGAAGUGGAGAAGCUGGGAAGAUCUCCUACUGCUUUCCCAGGCUCAUGGGAGGAGCAGGGAUGGGACAGAGAAAGCUCCCAAGGGCUCCCUCUGGCCCUGCAAUGACAUCCCUCUGCCUCCAAGGGAGAGGAAUGAAGGUUUCUCUGCUGCUCCCCUUUCUUUGACUUCUGUGAGAGGACAGUGAAAUUUCCUCUUUCCAGAGGAAAAGGGGAGUGAGAUAGUAGCACCCCUUAUGAAAAAUCAGCAUCAGAUAUAUGUUGGGGAAAGGAGGAAAGCGGAAGUUUGACGAGCAUGAAGAUGGGCUGGAAGGCAAAGUGGUGUCUCCUACUGACGGUCCAUCUAAGGUGUCUUACACCUUACAGCGCCAGACUAUCUUCAACAUUUCCCUUAUGAAACUUUAUAACCACAGGCCAUUAACAGAGCCAAGCUUGCAAAAGACAGUUUUAAUUAACAACAUGCUGAGGCGAAUCCAGGAGGAACUCAAACAAGAAGGCAGCUUGAGGCCUGUGUUCAUCACCACUUCACAGCCUACUGACCCUCUGGGUGACAGCUUUCGAGAGGCUCAGCCUGCGUUCAGUCAUCUUGCCUCUCAGCCAGUUCACCCCACUGACUUAGUAAGCACUACACCAUUAGAGUCUUGCCUCACCCCAGCCUCUUUGCUUGAGGAUGACACUUUUUGCACUUCCCAGACUGUCCAACAUGAUGGUCCUACAAAACUACCACCUCCAGCUGUCCAACCGGUAAAAGACAGUUUCUCCUCGGCCUUGGACGAAAUUGAGGAGCUCUGUCCAACACCUACCUCUACCGAGGCAGUAGUAGCAGCAACAGAAGCAGCAGCAACAACAGAUGACUCUAAAGACAACGCCAGUGAGUCUAAUGUUCAAAAGUCUGAGGGAGUCCAAGAGAGCAGAACAAGUGAAUCAAAACUCAUGGACUCAUUACCCGGCAAUUUUGAAAUAACAACUUCCACAGGUUUCCUUACAGACUUGACCUUGGAUGAUAUUCUGUUUGCUGACAUUGACACAUCUAUGUAUGAUUUUGACCCUUGCACAUCUGCUACAGGGGCUGCCUCAAAAAUGGCUCCGGUCUCAGCAGAUGAUCUCCUAAAAACUCUAGCCCCCUAUAGCAGUCAACCAGUAACCCCAAAUCAGCCUUUCAAAAUGGACCUCACAGAACUGGAUCACAUAAUGGAGGUGCUUGUUGGGUCUUAAAGUAUAACGACUUUUUAUGUACCAGUAUAUACACUUGGUAGUAUUUUCACAACCCUUCCCUCCCUCCCCGCCCCUCCAAAUUCACAGCACUGUGCAUGCGUCCUUGCUUGCCUUUUUUAAAAGAAAAGGAUCACACUAGUUUUUGCUUCAAGCAGAGUUGGAGUGCCUUCAUCCAUGUAUGACCACUUUCAAUGUAUUUUUUUUUAAGUGGUUCCUCAAGGAAGACCUAAUACCCUGGUAUAGGAAAGAAUACAUAUUGUAGACAAUAUUACUAUGAUAUUACGACAAAAAAAUUGAAUUGUAAAAGCGAAGCACAAGGAUUAUGUUGGGGAAAGCUGUACAUUUGCAUGUGCAUAUUUGUCUAUUUUUUCUAUAAGUUUUAUUGCAAGAGGUAAAAAAUUUAUUAUUUAGAUAAUCUCAGUACCUUUUUGGCAUUUUAGCCCUGUAUAGGUUGACUUAGCAAUUCAGCCCUUUGGAGGCAUUAACUAGUCUUCUUUAAGUGUUGCAUUUACAUGGCUGUUUAGAAACUGCUGCCCAAAUUUAUUUUAUAUUUUUGUACAGAUUCUGCAGUUUAUUAUAUUGUUUUUUCUAAAAACAAAUGCUGUUUAUACACACAAAAAAUAGCUAUUUUGAUAGGAUUUGCUCACAUAGUUCCUGCAUAAUUGAUGUACAAGAACCCCUUGUACUUUUAUACAGAGUUGUAAUGUUUUAUAUGUGUAUGGUGCAAAGAGAAAAAUGGAUCAAAUAAAUCUGCAGUUAGGUCUCCCUGAAUGCAAGCAGUGCUUUAAGAAAGGGCUGGGGGCUGUUUCACAAAUAUUUACUCGCUGCUGUAGCCACCUGUGCACUACUGUGAUUUGAAAACCUAGAGCCAUGUCGACUCCAAGACCUAUGUUAAACAGUUGGCAGGAGAUAAUUGUGAAACUUCAUUCUAAGUGUUCUCUUGUGAGAUCAAGGCUACUGAAAACCUGAUCCUGAAGCCAGUAUGUCAAGCAAACGUAUAAUCUUUUUAUUUUUAAGCAAAGUUUUUGGGGUUUUUUCUAAAUUUGGAACAGCCAAUUGUCUUUGUUACUUGAAAUGUGUUACCAUUUUAGCAAGUCGGCAUUUCCUUAGCUUUUAAUUUUAAUGGGAAUAUACACGCCAUUUACAAAUACAUCUCUUUGUAAUUUUUCUUAAAGAAGAUAUACAUGGUAUUUGUUCCAAUUAAUUUGCGUUCAAGAUUCCACUUGCCCUUUCUUGGAGCAUUCUUUCUCCCUCACUGUGUUAAUAAGUGCUGAAAAAUGCAACUUCAGUAUUACUGCAGUGAAGCUCAUCUCUUAUCUGCACUGGAUGGACUUAUUUUAGUAUCCAUUGCUGUUGAAACUGGAGCCAGUCGUGUUACAUCACUUGGCAUCUCCUUUAGGGUUCGUUUCUUGUAUCAACCGCGUUACCUGCUUUACACUUUAUAGACCUGUUUUACAAUGAAUAUACAGACACAGCUUUCUAUGCAUGUUUCCUUCCCCCGUAACACCUGAGAAGUCUUCUCAUUACUGCACCAAUAGCAUUUUUGUAUUCAUUGUGGUGUACAUUUAAUUUAAAAAAACGUUUGCAAUGUAUCAUGCCUGUUGCUGAAAUUGCUAUGGCAUUUUAGUUUUUCAAUGGUACUUUAGCUGAUGAGUGCAGGUUACAACCUAUAUUGUUGACAUGCCUAUGGCUUCUUUAGGAAUAACUUUUAUAUUUAUUUAAGAAAUUUUAAAUUAUGUUUUAUGUCAUUUGGCAAUAUUCAGUCAAUUCUGCUCACUUCUUGUCAUGGAUAAAAUUGGGUCUUGUCUGCCUUUAAGAAGGCAGCUUUAUAAAUUGGCACUUUAAACAGGCCAUAUAUAUUUACUAGUAAAUAUAUAUAAUGCACACACAUAACAGAAAGCAAAUAAAUUUUUCAGGGAAGGAACUGCUCCUCUAAAUGCAAUGCAUCAUGUACAAUUAGGAAAUGCUUCUAGAUCCUAAUUAAUCAGCCAGUUUUAGUCUAUUUUAAAGAGAAAUACUAUCUGACACAACAAGAUGUUGAUAUAAUCACAAUUGUUUGCUUGCAAUAUAGUAUUUUCUAACUUCAAACAGAAUGGCAGCAACCAACUAAAAUUAAGGACCAUUUUUAAUUGCCGGCGCAGGGCCAGCUGGGGUAGGGUCGCUCUGUUUUGCAUCCAGUAAUGUUUGGCUAUUGUUCAGUCAGCAGCUUCCAUUCCUUGUAAGAGAACAAUCCUGCCACACACUCCUCAACUUUUGUAACUGGAACACCCAAGGAACCAUAGCUACCACAAAGUGUAUCAAUCUGUAUACAAAAACCUAAAGCCAUGCAAUAAUGUUGAUUGUUCAGAACAAUAACAUGGUAAGCAGUUGAUUAUGGUUGUUCUAAGUUAUUGUAAAUCAGUUCUUAACAACUGCCCUUUCUUUGGAUUAGUUAAUUGUGUUUUUAGACAAGCACCAUAUGUUAGGCAACAGUUCAAAUAAACGCCAUUUUCAGAGCAGUGAACUGCUGUUUAAAAGUGGUUGUUUGAAGUCUCUUUGUAAUUGCAGAACAGGAGAGAGACUCUCAAAAUACUCUUUACCUCUCAAAAGAAAUCUGUGUAUCCUUGGUAAUAAAGUAGGGAAAUCCUUAAUAUUAGAGUACACCUCUACCCCGAUAUAACGUGACCUGAUAUAACACGAAUUCGGAUAUAACGCGGUAAAGCAGUGCUCCGGGUGGGCGGGGCUGCGCGCUCUGGCGGACCAAAGCAAGUUCGAUAUAAUGCGGUUUCACCUAUAAUGCGACAAGAUUUUUUGGCUCCCGAGGACAGCGUUAUAUUGAGGUAGAGGUGUACUUAAAGGAAGUUGGCAGGAGAUACACACAGAGCAAAACACCUGAUUUAUAAAAUUAGGCAAAAGGUUGGUAAUUCUUAUUUUGAACUGUAACCUUUAAUUCUAUAGAUUGAAAUGCUUGUUGGAACCUUCUGCGUUGGCAGUAACUUUCUUUCUAUAGCAUGGCCUUCUUGCAAAGGGCUGAGUAUAACAGUCAAGAUAAGAAUUCUUUAUAAAAGAUGAAUACCCAGGUGAUGUAUAUUGACAAUGAUGUGCAAUGAAGUGACAAGAUGGGAGCAGAAUAAAAGAGCUUUGGAUUUGAAGUGAUUUUUUCAUAAGUUAUUUAUUCCUUUUUUUCAUUGUAAAUAUAUUUAUUUUAUUGUGGAGCUAACAACAUCUGGAUUGUAACAUGUACAGAAUGUAUGGUAGGAAUGUAUUCUCUUGUAGGAAUGUCAAUCUGUAUGGAAAGGGGAUGGGAGCCUGAUUCAGAGAAAAUGCAUUGGGUUCUAUUCGGGAUAUGCAAGGUUCACAUUAAUUCCCCCCCCAACACACACACACACACACUCUUUUCCAACAUGGGUCUGGUUGUUUGAAAUAUGCAAAAAGUAUGGAUGAGGGAGACUUUAAUACUCAAAAUUAGUCCUAAAAAUCAGACUCAUAAUGCGUCCGUGCCUUUAAAGGGGCCUGCUCUUGCGCCCUUUAAAGUCAGGUGGAGUCUUGAGUAGAAGCAGCAGCAAGGUCCGCAUACCGCCGCUGUUCCUUUAGGGGUUGAUCUUGUAAGUGCAUGAGUGAGGGCAGGUCUACACUACCGCUUAAGUCCAUCUAACUUAUGUUGCUCAGGGGUGUGAAAAAGCCUCCCCCCGGGCAACGCAAGUUUCGCUCUGUCCACACCAGCACUAUAUCGGUGGGAGACACUCUCCCGCUGACGUAGCUUUGGCAUGUCACCGAGGUGGAGUAAUUAUGCCAAUGGGAGAGCGCUCUCCCAUCAGCAAAGCACGUCUUCACCAGAUGCGCUACAGCCAGUGCAGCUGCGCCCAUACAGCACCGUAGUGUAGACUUCCCCUAAAUCUUCACUGAUGCAAGCAGUCCCCGUGAAGUCUGGGGGGGCUCUAUGAGUGAGUAAGAAUUUGCAGGGUGAUGCCCUUACUCCAGAAAGUGCAACAGAACUGACACUGCAUUUGUGCGAAAUGGUAAGACAGACAAAAAGUGGUAAAUGCACUUUCCAAGGGCACCAUGUUUUUUUGCAUGGCUUUUGAUUUUACUAUUGCUUGCUGAUCAGGCAGUCCUUGCUCAUACGUAGUUCUCAGUGGGAAUUUUGCCAGCAAUACAGGAUUGGGCCCCAGUAACAGUCCCUGCUCAGAGGCCUAGUGGACUGUACAUAUCUGUAUGCAAAGCAAAGAGAGAUUCCUUUUAAAAGAAACUUCGAGGAGCAGUAAAGUAUUAAAAAUUAAAGGCAUCUGUCUAUUCAUGUUCCUCGCAGUGAGCUACAAAAUAAGAUGAUCGAGACGCCACCUGAAAGGCCCAGUGCGAGACUAAACUCUUCGCUUGUGCCGCAGCCAUUGUAGUUUUCUCCCUGCUGUAUGUUAAUCGCCUUCAGUGUUGUGAUUCCAAAGUUUUACACGUUCUUCAAAAACUAAAUGAGCAAAUUGUAAUGGUUCCUGCCUGAGAAAUGGGUUCGCUCGCUCUGAAGAGGCGUGAACAUUAAUUUAAUUUUGAACGGAUUUCAGCAUCCUGCUCUUGUGAAAGUUGCUUUCAGUGCUUACGUUAAUGAGUCUGAAUGUUUCUCAGAAAUUUAGUUCAGUCUAAGCUUCCCCUCCCCCCUCUUUCAGGAAAUAGGCCUAAUGCAAAUUCUGGAAUCCUUUUUAAAAAGAAACAAAAACUUUUUAGAGGGUUAACAAUGUAACCCAUGCUAGAAUCUGCAAAGGCAGAGAUUCUGGAAAAGGUGUGUAUAUAUAUAUAGUGUGACAUGUUCAGUGCAUGGUGGUUGAAGAGGGCUUGUUAUUGUCAAAAAGAAGGCUGUAUUUUUUUUUUCCCCCACAGACCUUAGCGCUGUGCCUUUUCUAUGCAAUAUUACAGACAUAUACAUUUGAACCCAGAUUACGGUAUUCACAUGUAGAUAUGGGCUGUAAUCAAAACAAUUGGACAAAUGUACAUGGAAAUGAGCAGUCUUACUUUUGUAGUUUUAUAUUAUAC
Mauremys reevesii (Reeves's turtle) is the source of this 8222-nucleotide messenger RNA. It is a transcript of the gene SERTAD2, whose product is annotated as SERTA domain containing 2. The transcript is spliced from 2 exons. The coding region runs from base 2265 to 3221 and encodes 318 amino acids. Gene Ontology annotation, molecular function: transcription regulator activity. Lineage: Eukaryota; Metazoa; Chordata; Testudines; Geoemydidae. Gene Ontology annotation, cellular component: nucleus. The record is from RefSeq and is a predicted model, not a curated record.